AUGAUGACGAUAAACGUCCAUAGUCAUGGAUUUCUCAAAUAUGUGAUGCAUCAUCUGUUCGCCGAAGGAAAAUAUCUUAGUGACACUGAACAUAUUGAUCAUUCUCUAUCAGUUAAUAAUUUAACAUUACUAUGUCUAAUUAGUAUUGAAUGUUCAGGUGAUAAUAUUGUUCCUCAAUCAACUAUGGCCAUAAAUAAAUUUACACGAAUAGAUGAAAUUUUUUGUUCAUAUUUCCCACAUAUGGCUGAUACAUGUUUACAAUCUGAAGUUGAUUAA
Molecule: messenger RNA, 276 nt
Organism: Rotaria sp. Silwood1
Lineage: Eukaryota; Metazoa; Rotifera; Eurotatoria; Philodinida; Philodinidae
Source: the annotation of a GenBank genome assembly